GGAGCUCGGGCGGAGGGGGGAUGUGUAAAAGGAGAAGAAGCGUUGCUAAUUUUUUUUUGUUUGUUUGCUUUUCCAUGCAUGCAUAAUGAGGGCUGAUCAGAGCACGCUGCUGCUGCUGCGGCGGCGGCGGCAGCUUGGAGGGCACUUUUGUAUUUAAAGCCUCGCGAAAGAAAACAGCUCCGCAGAAGGAUCCGCCGGAGAGAAACGGCUCCUCGCGGGGCUCGGCGGCGGCGGCAGCAGCAGCCGCAUCCCGGAGUGAGGAAGCGCGAGGGCGAGAGAGCGCGCCGGGCGGCUCUUUCUUGUGCAGCCUCCCGCUCGCCGGGCGAGGAAGGAGGCUCGCGGCGCGCACCGGGCGCCCGGCGACGGCGGCUGCCCCAGCGACCUGGCAUGCACGGCGAUGCUGCCCGCCGAGCGCUGAGAGCGAAGAAAGAAGAUCGGCGGGAGCGAGGCGGCAGCGGCGGCGGCAUGAGCUCAGCAGGGAGCCCCCGGCCCCGCAGCCCCCGGCUCCACUGACCGCCUCGCGGCCUCCCCAGCCCGGGAGGAGGGGGCGGAGGCUGCUGCGCGCGGCGGCAAGAAAAGGCGCCGCUUCCCCGCCGACGGAGGGAUCGCAGGCCGAGCCGGGGCGCCGCGCGGAUGGAUUGAUGAGCGGGACCCUCAUGCCCACAGCGCGCAGGACUUCGGCCAACUUUCCCACCGGCGGCUGCGACCCCACCCCCAGCGCCUCCCGCUCGCCCUCGUCGUCCGCCUCCCGCCCGCGAUUGUCCGGCCGCCGGCCGCGAUGGUGGCAGCCCGGCCAGGAGGAGGAGCAGCAGCAGCAGCAGCAGGCGGGCGGCGCUGGCGGGCGGCGCUGCUCCCGCUGCCCGGCGCCGCGGCGCUGCGGCUGGGGCUGCUGCUGCUGCUGCUGGUCGCCGCUGCCCCUCCGCCGGGGGCUGACGGCCGGCGCUUGAUCUGCUGGCAGGCGAUGCUUCAGUGCCAGGAGGAGCCCGACUGCAGCUACGCGUACAACCAGUACGCCGAGGCGUGCGCGCCGGUGCUGAUGGCCGCGGGGGACGGCGCGGGCGCUGCUGCAGCGGCGGCGGCGGCUGCGUCGCCGUCCAGCAGGCGGCGGUGCCCGAGCCACUGCAUCUCGGCGCUGAUCCAGCUCAACCACACCAGGCGGGGCCCGGCGCUGGAGGACUGCGAUUGCGACCAGGACGAGAACUGCCGCGCCACCAAGCGCGCCAUCGAGCCCUGCCUGCCUCGGACCAGCGGAGGUGGAGGAGGAGGAGGAGGUGGAGCAGGCGGCGGCGUCGGGGCGGGCGGCGUGAUCGGCUGCACGGAGGCGCGUCGGCGCUGCGACUGGGACAGCCGCUGCAGCGCGGCGCUGGGCCGCUACAUGACCUACUGCGGGAAGGUCUUCAACGGCGUGCGCUGCACCGAGGACUGCCGCGCCGUCAUCGAGGACAUGCUGGCCGUGCCCAAGGCGCUGCUGCUCAACGACUGCGUGUGCGACGGCCUCGAGCGGCCCAUCUGCGAGUCCGUCAAGGAGAACAUGGCGCGCCUCUGCUUCGGCGCCGACGCCCUGGGGCCCGGCAGCAGCGGCGCCUCCGACGGCGCCAUGGACGACUACUGGGAAGAGGAGUACGACGAGGAGCUGGCCCCGCGCGGAAGGGACGACCUGGACGACGUGGCGGCCGUGGCCGGAGCCGGCUCCGAAGCCGCCUCGCCCAGGAAGCCCAAGGACGGCUGCCCGCCGCGCGCGGCUCCCUGGACGCUGGGCGCCGCGGCCUCCAUUUUGCUGCUGCUGCUGCUGCUGCUCUCGUAGCCAUUUCCAGCCCGGCGCUCGGGAGGGGCGCUCGAGGAGGCCGGGCCGGGCCGGGUGGAGGGAGGGAAGGAGCCUGCGCUCGCCCCAGGGCCCUGGCUCCUCUCCUGGCUCCGGGAGGAGGACGGGGCUUGGGCACGGAGAAAGGAGAGCCUCGCCCCCAGCAGCGGCCCUGCAGAGACCGGGGACUCUGAACUCGCCCCAGGCAGAUGGACCUCUCUUCUCUCCCCCCCGAGCUUUGUAUUCAAGCAGUGUGCCUUAUUCUGCACCUCCAGUAUGCCUUUGCUUUUGAUGGGGACCCCCGCCGUGUCCUCACCGGGCCCUGUUGCCUUGCCUGACUAGUUCAGUUCGAACAGAUGCUGGGCUGGAUGUGAUGGUUUCUUUGCGCUGUGGUCACUCCUUCCUCCUGUCCUCAUUUCUCUAUAUCUGGGCAUUCUCCCCCUCCCACUUCUAAAAUUAUAUUUGAAAGGGAUAGGGCCAUUGAAUCCGAAUCCUUUUUUGGCAAACGUUUAGCCACUGUUUGUACAUCAGACCCCAGAAUUGUGGUAUUUGUUGCUUUUGGUUCCAAGCAUUCCGUGCAUGUCCAAAUAAGCGUGCUUAGGACCGCAGCCUUAGAGAUGUUUUACUCGUGGCAUUUCCCCCCCCCCCCCUGCGGGGCUGUAUGAAGCAACCUGGAUAUGCCUGUCAUAUACAAAGAUUGUGCAGUCCUUUCUUCCCUGUGUACAAAUCACUACCAGUUGCAGCUUCCUAAUCUUUCCCCUGUACAUGCAGGAAAGUAAGCAGCAGUGUGUAUAAUGGUUUGUUACUUUGCCCCUGCAUACAGCCAUGUCAGGGGAAAGGCGUGAUUCACCCCUCACUGCACUAUGCAAGUUGUUGCUACUUGGCUCCUUAGAAGCAAGAAAAUGAAUUCACAAUAAAUGUGUAGCAUGGGUCAUCGCACCACGAAACCAACUUGCAAAUAGCAAAUGUUUGCUCUCCGCCCCCUGCCCCCCCCCCAAGCUGUAGACAGGAAGGUAAGAAAGAGUUAGGCUUCUUCCCUAGAACGCCUUCAGAAAUGCUGCUUUACAGAGCUAGCCAGCAUCUUGAAAUGGAGUCCUUUCUCUCCUCCCAUUCACAGCAUUCAUCAUGAUGCCUAAAAGAAGAUGCAAACUUCGAUUCCUGUUAACUGGGUGUGUGCUUGAGUGGAGGAGACUUGAGUAUAUGUGAGGGUUUUCCAACACCUUUUCUCAGGGUUGUUUUGAACAUUAGUGGUAGGGACUUUAUUCUGUGUUAAGGUAUGGAAACCCCAUGUAUUUUUGUCAUGUGUGAGGAUUGCACAUGCUUUUUUUCCAUGGUGCAUGUAUGAUGGGAAGCUAAAGUUGUGGUUUUCCAGUAAAAUAGGUGUGUGUGUGAACUUCACACAUUGUUUUCAUGCUUUCUCCUACAAGGAUUCCCCUAGCCCAUAAUGUUCAAAGUGGCCCUUGCACCACUCAGAAUUGCAAUGCAAUACAAUUCAUCAGCAAUUUUCUCUUGCCUCAACCUAGUAGGAAAAAUAAUGCUAAUUUGUUGGCUACAUCGAACAAUGCAACCAUUGUCUUAAAAGAGCUCUGCACUGCCAUCUUCAAAAGACACUUUUAAAAUUCAAGAACUUGUAUCUGCAAACAUCACGAAAAGUUAUAUUGCCUCUAAUCCUAUCAGGGGGCUGACCUCUGGUAAAUCUUAUAUAAAAUGUAUUUAAAACUGGGAUUUGUUACCAGUCGUUUUUGCAUGUAUAUAGAAAUUUAUAAAUUGUAUACUUGGGAAUAAUUUAUUUUUUAAGAAAUUAAAGAUUUAAAUGCACCCCAAUUGCAAGAUAAAUGCAUCUGCUAUUCUUUUGUUGCAAAGGUACAUUUGAUAUGUAAAGGGAUACAAGCAACAGUAAUUCCCAUGGAAAAAUGCUAGAUCAAAUGUACAGUGUAUUUUAUAGAUUUGAAGUUAACAUCUGUAUUGUUUGGAGAGACUUGAUGAACUUUGUAGAAUUGUAUAAAUGCCUCUCUGAGCUGCCUUGAACAUUGUAUUUUUAUAGAAUGUGUGAAAAGGUCCCAUGUCUUAAGUAUCUAUUGCUUGUGUAUUUUUAUGUGUAAAUUAGUAAAGAGAGAUUUUU
Messenger RNA from Podarcis lilfordi (Lilford's wall lizard), 3923 nucleotides. Lineage: Eukaryota; Metazoa; Chordata; Lepidosauria; Squamata; Lacertidae. The record is from the annotation of a GenBank genome assembly.